AGUGUUGUAUUACUUUCUAACCAUGUCCGAGGCAGACCUACCUGUGUACGAGUCGGAUGUCCACGAAGAGAAGCCAGUAAAAUGGACUACUCGGUGUGCGACUAACUUUAAGAAGUCCAUGGUUGGCCAAGCCUGGGAGAAGUUUUCGUACUGGCAGGAGCAUGAAUGGAAGGGCAUCAAUAUCCCUAUUUUCAUUCUGCUUGCUAUUAUAGCCCUCGCAUUAUGGUGGGUUCAUCCUUCUGAUUUGGAGCCCCAUACCUGGCAAGUGUUCGUUGCCUUCCUGGUCAUCAUUCUGGGUGCUGUCUUGGAACCCUUGCCGAUGUCGGCCAGUUGUAUUGUAGGUUUGGGCUUCUGUACUGUUACUAGUAUUCUAUCAACUGACGAGGUUCUGUCUGGCUUCGGUAACGAUACGGUGUGGCUGGUCGUUAUGGCAUUCUUCAUUGCCAGUGGUUUUGUCACGAGUGGUUUGGGUAAGAGGAUUUGCUUCAUCAUUUUGAAGUAUCUCGGAUCGACCACUCUCGGUCUCGCUUAUGGUUUCUGCUUGUGCGAGUUCGUAUUGGCCAUUGCCAUCCCCUCCUCAACUGCUCGUGCUGCUGGUAUCCUGUUGCCUAUUAUUACUCCUUUGUUGAAGGAAGGUUUCGAUUCAGAUCCUGCUAAGGGUACCGAGAAAAAGAUCGGUACUUACCUUGUUAUGAACGAAAUCGUUGCCAAUACCAGUUCCUCUGUUUGUUGGCUUACUGGUGGUGCUUGGAACGCUAUGAUGGCCAAGUUCUGUGCCGAUGUUGGUGUGAACAUUGGUUGGGGUGGUUGGGCUUAUAGCAUGGCCCCUCUCGGUAUCAUCACUCUUAUCUAUGCUCCUUUGGUCGUAUUCUUAGUGAUGCCUCCUCAAAUUAAGAGGACUCCUGAGGCCAGGAGCAUCGCCAAUGGAAAGCUCGCUGAAAUGGGCUCUAUGUCGAAGCAAGAGAUCGCAAUGCUUUGUGUGUUCAUUGGCAUCAUUAUCUUGUGGAUUGUUGCUUCCAUGAUUGAUUAUGUUCCUUACAGUACCACUGGUGUUGCUAUCUUGGGUGUGUCCAUGUUGCUUCUACUCGGCAUUAUUGACGUUAAGAAGGAUAUUGCUGAGAAUAACUCUGCCUGGGAUCUGUUUUUGUGGUUCGGUGUUCUUCUUAUGAUUGCUACCGAGCUGAAGGAUACUGGUUUCUUCCAGUGGCUUGCUAUCAAGAUUGAUCUAUCGUCUCUUCCUCCCUACGCGGCUGUGUGGAUUUGUACAUUCAUUUUCUAUGUAUCUCAAUACCUCUUCGCGUCAAUUACUGCACAUGUUUCUGCUAUGUUCUCUCUGUUCCUCGAGAUAAUGCAGCAUGCCGGUGUUCCUAUGGAGCUCGGCUGCCGUGCUUUAGCAUACACGACUCUAUCCGGGCAUUUGACCCAUUAUACGUCUUCCUCUAACCCUCCCUAUUACAUCAUGGGAUACGUGAAACUGUCCUCAUGGUUGUUCCAAGGUGUCGUUGUGAUGAUCGUUAACGUCAUUUACAUCAACACCAUUGGCUGGGGUUACUGGUGGAUCUUGGGCUUAUGGUAAACUGGUUAGUACCGAAUACCGUAAGACUGAAUGCCCGUACCAUUACUAUAUAGUUGGGAUUUGACAAUUUACUGUCCUUUCUCAUGUUUACUGCGUCUCGCUCUAUUCUUUAAGCUCUGUUUUCUACUAUUCGUCCUACUGAGUAUGAUACCCCUGGACAACAUCACCAACAGCUGUUGUGAUUGAUGCAGAUCCAGUUGUAUAUUAUACAUUCUCUAAGGUUGCUGGUUAUCUAGCAUUGCAAAGUCAUCGUAGAGAUGUGCUUCCGCAGGAAUGAUUCUUCCUGUCGUUUGUGGGUCAGCUACGAUUGUUUCGAUAAAAGGUUCUUUGUCGUUCCUUUCACCCCUACCUACUGUCGUACUAGUGGAAGGUUUGCAAAGGAUUACUCAGUGGUACUGUCCAGGUUAGUACCGUGACAGUCCACUUUAUUAGAAGUGAGUCUUACACUUCAUU
Molecule: messenger RNA, 2029 nt
Organism: Perkinsus marinus ATCC 50983
Lineage: Eukaryota; Perkinsozoa; Perkinsida; Perkinsidae
Exons: 1
Coding region: 23-1576 (517 amino acids)
Biological process (GO): transmembrane transport
Cellular component (GO): plasma membrane
Molecular function (GO): transmembrane transporter activity
Source: RefSeq, a predicted model, not a curated record